AUGUAUAUCGUCAGUGCCACCACCGAGAUUGCUGCCCCACCGGCAACCGUCCGAGCCAAGCUCCUGGACUUCAAAUCCAUUCCAACCUACAGCCCUAAUGGCUUCAUCCGCUCGAUCACCCCUGUCGCAGACAAGCUACCUCCUAGUCUCGAAGCCGGAGACCAGCUCAAGUGUGUCGUCGGCUACGGGAAGAUGAAGUUCACAUCGAGCGUCCUAGAAAACUCUCCAUCCAAGUUCAGCUGGAGCGGCUCCUUCCUCGGCAUCUUUAUCGGGGAGCACAUGUUCCGCUUUGAAGAGGUCCCCGGCGACAAAAACCGGACUCGAUUCGUCCAUGAAGAGCACUUCACGGGUCUAAUCUCGUUUCUCAUUGGCGAGAACGCCAUUGCCAGAAGUCUUGGGAUGAGGGCCGACACCCAGAAGGGCUUCGAAGAGUAUAAUCGGGAUUUCAAAGCUUGGGUUGAGAGAGAGGACCCGGCAAACUGA
Molecule: messenger RNA, 483 nt
Organism: Aspergillus ochraceoroseus IBT 24754
Lineage: Eukaryota; Fungi; Ascomycota; Eurotiomycetes; Eurotiales; Aspergillaceae
Product: SRPBCC domain-containing protein
Exons: 2
Coding region: 1-483 (160 amino acids)
Source: RefSeq, a predicted model, not a curated record